This is a messenger RNA of Magallana angulata, 1453 nucleotides long. Its product is annotated as hepatocyte growth factor activator-like. The record is from RefSeq and is a predicted model, not a curated record. The coding region runs from base 62 to 877 and encodes 271 amino acids. Gene Ontology annotation, molecular function: endopeptidase activity; signaling receptor binding. The transcript has 5 exons. Lineage: Eukaryota; Metazoa; Mollusca; Bivalvia; Ostreida; Ostreidae.
CGAAACUGAUAAAGCGACCAAAUGCUUUACUGAAUUCAUGUCAACGUGACUUUUUUUUAAAAUGGAUCUAAAAAAACAUGUAAUUUUCAUGAUGUGGAUUGCUUUUGUUCGAUCUGGUCGACGCCUUACAGGUUACACUUUUAAACGUGAAGAACUAAUCGAAUUUAAACAGUGUUUCAAAUCAUGUUACGUUCACACCGAUUGUCUCUCGGUCAAUUUUAGCGUAAAUCGAUUGUUGUGUGAGCUGAAUUCACAACAGGAGACCGAUAUUGUUCAAGUCAAGGAAAAUUCGGACGAAACGGGGGAUUUUAUAUACGUCUCUAGAAACUCUUUUUCACAGGAAAUACAGUCCUUGGCUGGACGUUGUAGCAAUACUAGUUGUCAUUCGGGUAAAAGAUGCAUUCCCUUAUCUUUAGGAGGAUUUGCUUGCGUUAUAACAAGAUGCUUAGGAGAACCCCUACCAGUGCAUUACGGUUAUAGCGCCAGUCUUCAUGCUAGCCUUUACAAUGGUGGAUUUUUUUCUUCGGAAAGCUACGUAGGAGAGAAAAGAAAGUAUACAUGCGCAAAUGGAACUGUUCCAGUCGGUGGAAAUCAAGUCACGUGUUUGGCAAACGGCCAAUGGGAGAAACCAAUGUUUAAAUGUCAAGUGUGUACUGCAGCAAAUGAUACAAUGGGUGAAAGAUACUGGGGGACUGUGAAUGUGACAAUAAACAAUAGAUCCUGUCAGCGGUGGGACACCACUAGUCCACAUAACCAUAGUUUCAUUGAUCUUGAGGAAAACUAUUGCCGAAAUCCGGACCAGGAACCUCGGCCUUGGUGUUACACAACAGAUCCAAGCAGAAGGUGGGAACUGUGUGAUGUACCCGUGUGUAACUAAGCAAAAGAAGAACUGGUGCUCAAGGAGAAAAGAAAAAAUCCAUAAUGAUUAUGCUCUUAUGUCAUCAAAAAUUAUUAGGUCGCUAAAUAUGGCGUCAUGAUUCGGAGUCUGCAUCUGCUGUCUCUUGGAAAAGCAGAAAUAGAUAAUAUGAUAUUAAAUAUAUAACAUCAUGUUGGAUGCAGCUGAACAUUAAAAAAAACUAUGAGAUUUUUAGCUAUCCUGAUUAGGAAUUUCGAAAUUUAAAGUAUGAUCAUAAUCAUUUAGUUAAAUAAUUUACACAUGACGAACAACAAAUCAGUAGGUUGUUCGUUUUGAUAAUGGUGAUUUUAUAAUCGUUAAUUUAGAACAUUUUUGAUUAUGGAUAAAUAAGUUUAAGUAAUAAAUGUGAUGUAUGGGAAGAAAAGAUGCAGAUGCGUUCUUCAAGUUAUCAAUGUGAAUAAUUCAUUGGAAAUUGUACUGUAGUUUUGGUUGCUCCUCCAUGUUUCCCAUGAUGCUAGACCAUAUUCAACCUUAUUUAACAGUGUUUACAAUAAGAAAUAUAAAUAUUAACACUAACCUCAGAUUUUCCAAUCCUCA